Molecule: messenger RNA, 3394 nt
Organism: Linum trigynum
Lineage: Eukaryota; Viridiplantae; Streptophyta; Magnoliopsida; Malpighiales; Linaceae
Source: the annotation of a GenBank genome assembly
UUCAUGAUGUUGGUGGUAAAAUUUAGAGAUACCUAAAAAUCAUUUGUAUUGGUUGAUUCCCUGGGAAAUGGCCAUGCUAUUCUUCACAAGCCUCCAAAAUCUGGGCCACCUUAGAGGGAGCUGGAGAAUAGACAAUUAUCCAUUGGUAUCAAAGUAUCUGGCAAUUUGUUUCCUUCCCGCUUGGAAUGAUUGAGAAAACAUUGUCAGAAGAGGGAAGUUUCUUUCUUCACUACACGUAUGUAGUGACGCUCCAUUUUGAUGUUUCUUAUGUGAUUAUUUGGGGACAACUAUGUUGUUGUUGCGUGCAGACGAAGUAAUUAUAUUGAUGAAGUGAUUACCGUUUUGUUUUUAACGUGGUUUAUACAUUUUAGUUUGUUGUCAUGUCUCUUCAAUUACUUUAGUUUCUUGAUCGACUUCCACCCAUCGCAAAUCCCUUUGGGAAAAAUUGUUGGCAUUGCGAUUCGAGAUCAAAUUCCAUAUUUUUAUUGCUCUGCUUUCACAAAACAGAGAUCAAUAUGUGGGAAGGUGGGGGGAAGGAGUAGUUAGGAGGGAUGGGUUGGACCAGUUUGGUCAGUGGGUUGGUUGAAGAGGUCAAACAAAGGAGCCGGUUAGGUCAUCAGAUGUUUCUUGUUAGUUUUUUGGCUGAGUCGAGCAAGCAAACUUUAGUCAUUUGCACUAUUUCAUAAUAAUACUUGUCUAGUUCGGUACAUUUUAAAAAUUGGGUUAAUAUUUUUGUAUGGCCUGAACUUUGACCAAAAUAAAUAUCCUGGCCAAUCUUUUCGAUCUAUAACAUCCUGGCCCGAACUAUACACAAAAAUAAACAAUUUGGCCAAACCCGAUGUUUGACCGUUAACUUGGACGGUCAAACGCGUUGACUAACGGUCAACGCGCCACGUCACUGCCAAGUGAGAAGAUCUGAUCAAUAUUUAAUUUUUUUCAUUUUUUAUUUUUGGUUUAACUAAGGUAUUAGAUGAUUUAUUUUUAAUUUAUAAUAAUUUAAAAUUAGGGAAUGUGUGGAAAUUGUGAAUUAUUUUAAAUAUUUAAUGCUGACUUGGCAGUGACAUGGCGCGUUGACUAACGAUCAAUGCGUUUGACCGUUCAAGUUAACGGUCAAAAGUCGGAUCUGGCCAAAUUGUUUAUUUUGGUGUAUAGUUUGGGCCAGGAUGUUAUAGAUCAAAAAGAUUGGCCAGAAUAUUUAUUUUGAUCAAAGUCCACGCCAUACAAAAUAUUAACCCUUAAAAAUUUAUGGCUAUUAACCUUUAUAAGCCAAACUUACGUGACCAUUUUGGUAAAUUUUCAGAGAACUAUUAAGCUGCAGCGGCAAGGUCACGCCAGCGGAGCACGAACUUCCAACUGGUGUCCGUACGAUGUCCACAAUAGAAAAGAUCCGCGUACACAACACGGCGUAACACUGGCAGAAGAUUUCCCAAAGCUCCAUAGGCCAUCGCAUUGCCAUCAGUCAGUCUCUCUUUCCCUCGCUCGCUCGCUCGCCUGGAAAAAGGUUGCCUCUCUGGUUCUCGCUGUCUAUGUAUCUAUCUCUCUAUAUUCCCUUUUUCACCGCCAUCUCAACUUCGAUUCUGUGCUGACUUUGAGAAAGGAUUUCUGACUCCUCCCUCUUUUGCCCGCGCUUUGUGUUUGAUUCUUGGGGGCGAAUUUGUAGGUGUGAGGAGAAAGGGCGAUGGCGGCGCCACCAGCAAGGGCUCGUGCUGAUUAUGAUUACUUAAUUAAGCUCCUCUUGAUUGGGGAUAGUGGUGUGGGGAAGAGUUGUCUGCUUUUGCGUUUUUCAGAUGGUUCCUUCACAACAAGUUUUAUUACCACUAUCGGAAUUGACUUCAAGAUAAGAACCAUUGAACUUGAUGGCAAAAGAAUAAAGUUGCAGAUUUGGGAUACAGCAGGUCAAGAGCGGUUUCGAACCAUCACAACAGCUUAUUACCGUGGAGCCAUGGGAAUUUUACUGGUGUAUGAUGUCACUGAUGAAUCAUCUUUUAACAAUAUUAGGAACUGGAUCCGCAAUAUCGAACAGCAUGCUUCUGACAAUGUCAACAAAAUACUGGUGGGAAACAAGGCAGAUAUGGAUGAAAGCAAACGGGCUGUUCCUACUUCCAAAGGCCAGGCUCUUGCUGACGAGUAUGGCAUCAAGUUCUUUGAAACGAGUGCAAAGACAAACAUGAAUGUGGAGGAAGUUUUCUUUUCCAUUGGAAGGGAUAUCAAGCAAAGGCUUGCAGAAUCUGAUACCAAGUCUGAGCCUCAAACAAUCAAGAUCAACCAACCCGACAAUUCAGCUGGUGGUGCGCAGGCUGGGCAAAAGUCAGCUUGCUGUGGCGCGUAGUCUAUCCAACCAACACAUGGCAUGUUGAGGGACAGCAUCUGUUGAGGGGGCUCAAGAUUAAUUAUAGUUAACAGCCUUCCUGCUUGGUGCAGGUAACUGUGCCUUUAUCUUAUUUUUACAAAAUUUCAACCAGGUCUAGUAAUUUGACGGUAGUUCUCUGUUAUUUCCCUAAUCUGUGGAACCUGAGAAACAAAUGGAUCCUUUUUCUUCAUAUUUCCCUUUGGUUUUGGUGCUUGAACGAACUCGGUUGACUCAAUGUCUUUCUAUGUAGAUAGAUAAUCUGGAAGUUGUAGUUAACCUCGCCAAUGACAAUCCCAUUUUGGGGAGUUAACAUCAUAGUAUUUGUGCUUCGUCUGCAAAAAGCAGCAUAUGAUGGCCAUUGAAUUUGAUUUGAUUUGACUUGAGAAUGUGAAUGUGAUUGUUGUCAAUGUUGAUGCCAAGUUGUCAGGCAAGGGAAGGUUUCUGAUUUCUAUUGAAGGCAGAUCUAUCCGGUUGUUAUUCCAUUUUUAAUGGUCAAAUCAAUACAGCUUUAUCUUUCUUGUUUAUGUUGAUUGACCAACUCAAUUGAUUAUAAUCUGGAAAAAGUGAACUUUGGCAUGGAGAAAGAAGCUUCUGUGGACUGAAUGAAACUUGCUUUGUUCAACGGUGCAUGGAGCAUAUCGGUUGGUAUUUGUGCGUUGCAAAAGGUUGUCGGUCCGACCAUUGAAUGAAAUUCACGUUCUUAACACGCUGAGAAUCAUGGGUCUCGGUCGGAUUGGGUUAAGCCAAAAGGAUUAAAGUUACUAUUCGAUUGAAUGAUAUUUGGGUUGGUUUUGAUGGAUUGAUUUAGGUUGAAACAUCCACAAUAUACACCAAAUAGUGAUGAACUCCAUUUUUCCGUCGAAUAAUAAACAUAGAAACAGUCACCACAUCAUCACGAGUAACGACAUUUCGUCAUCAUCAAUGUAGUUGCGAAUUGCGAUCUGUGAGGGAAUAUGAGCUCGUCAGGUCUUGGUCUCCUUUGGCUAGGUGCAGCCACUUACCCGGACCGCUGAGGUGCAAUGCAACUAAACUCUUCAACUUCGG